AUGUCUGCCUCACCUUCCGAAUCCAAAGCCCGAGUGCGUACCCGUACCGGCUGUCUGCAAUGUCGCAAACGCCGAAAGAAGUGCGACGAGCAUCCACCAACAUGUCAACGAUGCACCGAUAACGGCACCUCAUGUACCUGGCCAACAAGAAUCAAUCAACCCAUUGAUGGCCGAAGACGUGAAGCUCGGCGAUGGAAGAAUCCCCCCUCAGCCAUGCCAGAUGAGCACCAGCGGUUAUUCGCCCAUUUCGCCACGACUGUAAUGCCCAGGCUAGUCCGGCCAAAAUGUCCGUCUGAGUGGACUGAUCAAUCGUACAUGCUGCAGUUGGCACAUGUGUUUUCACCAUUAAUGGCAAUCAUGCUAGCCAUCGCAGCGGCCGAUCUCAGCAAGGAAGAGUUGGCGAUGGAUCGUUACCUGUCCUCGCUGCGCGGGUUGCAGGAGGCUCUGGCUGACGCGACCGAUGCGGGGAAUGAAGAUGGCUUUCUUGCAACAACCAUCUUCCUAUGUGUAUUCGAAAAUCUUCGGUCAGAUGGCCCUCCAAGUAUUGGGUUACAUGCAAAGGCUGCCGGCGUGCUGCUUUCCCGACGACACCCGGAAGAAGCAUCGCAACCCUUAUCUCAACCCGACAUGGUGUUUGAACGCACAUGUGCAGAAUCAUUUCUGUAUCAUAGCACACUCACUAUGCUAUUGGACCCCUCUCUCGAUCUUGUCAUCAGCAACAUCCCACGUUGCUUAGUUGACAUGCCAGCCCAUACGUCGAGAGAAGAACAAGAUGUCCCGCAUUUCGUCCUGGAAGAAUCUUACCAUUUCUUCAUCAUUAUCGCAGAGGUGACACGCCUUGCUAGGCUGUCCCGGCCUUUAUUUCCCCCUGAGCGACAGACUUGGACGCGUCUUCAAGCUGAACUCUUGCAGUACCAGCUUACAGGUGCCAUGGACAAUCUCAUGAAGAGCCUUUACGUGCAUACUCUACGAAUUCUCUUGGUCAAAGCAGAUUCUACACGAACAGUCAUACAGCGGAUCACCGAGAUGAAGGCUCUUUUGCAGAAAGGACUGUCUACUUUAGAGAGCUUGGAUGUCCAGAAAUAUCUAAUGGGCUACUCACUUUGGCCCAUGGCUGUACUCGGUGCAAUUGCAUUGGGUGAAGAUGAGCAGCGCAUGAUCGACAGGAUCAUUGAGCCAUGGGCGAGUGGGGGACGUGGACAAGCCGUGCGAUUACGAGGUCGACUGAAGACUAUCUGGGCGACGGCGCCGGACGACCAAGAGACCCCUUUACUGCGAAGAUUGCAUCUAUUGAUGGAAAUGAGUUAA
Messenger RNA from Penicillium cataractarum, 1308 nucleotides. RefSeq names its product Zn(II)2Cys6 transcription factor. Gene Ontology annotation, biological process: positive regulation of transcription by RNA polymerase II. Gene Ontology annotation, cellular component: nucleus. Gene Ontology annotation, molecular function: zinc ion binding; transcription cis-regulatory region binding; DNA-binding transcription factor activity, RNA polymerase II-specific. Lineage: Eukaryota; Fungi; Ascomycota; Eurotiomycetes; Eurotiales; Aspergillaceae. The transcript has 3 exons. The record is from RefSeq and is a predicted model, not a curated record. Bases 1 to 1308 code for a protein of 435 amino acids.